Salvelinus fontinalis (brook trout) is the source of this 5567-nucleotide messenger RNA. RefSeq names its product nucleolar protein dao-5-like. NCBI's taxonomy places the organism in Eukaryota, Metazoa, Chordata, Actinopteri, Salmoniformes, Salmonidae. The record is from RefSeq and is a predicted model, not a curated record. Gene Ontology annotation, molecular function: protein binding. Bases 818 to 4690 code for a protein of 1290 amino acids. The transcript is spliced from 26 exons.
UUCAAAACAACCGGUAACUCGGAAUAAACGAGCAGCGAAUGGGAAAAUCGUAGUGAACGGUCAUCCAACUCUGGAACUUGGCCCUCUUUCUAGAGCUCCGACUUUCCGACCUAAAGUCCACUGACGUCAUGAUUUGAUCUCGUACUUUUCGGAGUUCCCAGUUGUUUUGAACGCGACAUGAGUUUACAAACGAUGGUUUGAGACCCAUAGGUGGAUUGGGACAAAUCAAAAGGAUUGUAUUUAUUUUUUGGGUCAUAAAAAUGCCAAAAGGUUUUACGGAGUGGAUCACAAACCUACGUUAAGUUUGUUAUACAGAUUUAAGAGGGGAUCACACCCUUGUAUUGUGUACUAUGUGAUGUAUUUCUGAUAAUUUUGUAAGAAUUUGACUCUCAAAUGCAAUAGUUCUGAAUCCCCAGGACACAUGUCACUCACAUGGUCCUGACAUCAUUGAUGACGCUGCGGGUAUAAUGCUUUGUGGCUUGUUAUAAGCAUGCAUGAGCCUUUAUAAUAAUCCUAUUAUAAGGCUUAUAAUAUGUUAUAAUGUCUCUCUAUGUAUGGAAUUGUUAGAUCAUUGUGAGAUGAUAACAACACAUUUUAAGUGGCAACAAGGUAGUGUCAAGUCAGUGAGAAAUGCUGGACCAAUUAAAAGACUCAGGUGCAUUUCACUACAUGUCCCAUCAUGCACAUCGAAGGGGGCGUAGUCGCUGUAAAUACAUGGCAAAUUCCUGCAGACAGUGAGGAUGAAGAGCUCUUAAUCAGUAGAUUAAAGCCCUUUUAUUGAUUCUUUUGAUUGUGCUAGUCGUUCUACCUUAAAACGAUGACUUCAAAGGACCCGAAUGCAUCAAAUAGUGCCCUGCUUUAUUUGAUUUAUCAGCAUUUAAAGGAGAAUGGUUACCAGAAGGCUGCAAACGUGCUGAAAAAACAUGUAACUCAGAUGGAAACACCAGGAGAUAUCACCUCUUUACAUGACAUCUACACAAGUUGGACCAAGGUCUCAGAAAUCGGACAAAAUCCAAAACAAGAGCCUGAAGUGGAUUCCACCACCCUGAAGAAGAUUAAGGCCGAUCCAUCAACCAAAGAAGAAGAUGUGGACUCAAAACCAAUUGAUUCUCUACCUCCUGCCCCCCACACACCCCAGGCUGCGGAUGCAGAAACCCCCCAGGCUGCAACCCCAGAGAAUGAGGAGCCGGUCCCACAGGAUGAGUUGCCAUCUACUCCAGUCAGUAACGGGACAGUGGAAACAUCAGCCCCUGUACCAGCGGUCACCCCUUUAAAACCAGCAGAGAGCUCAGACAGUGACUCUGAGAGCAAGGAGGAGAUUCCCCUCACACAGGGAGCUACUGUCACCCCAAAGGCCUCUUCAGCUGUCCCUACCACCACGCCCUCAAAACAUGUAGACAGUAACAGCGAAUCAGACAGUGAGAAUGAGAUUCCUCCAUCACAGACUGUUGUCAUUCCCAGUACGGCCUCAGCUCCCAGUAAGACUCCAGCCAACCCCACAGCUCCCAGUAAAGCAGAGAGUUCAGACAGUGACACCUCAGACAGUGAAGAGGAGGUUACUGUCAAGAAACUAACAUCUAAAGCUGCUCUUGUGAAAUCAGCCAAGGCGCACCCAGCAGCCCCAGUGAAGCCCAGUGUAGUCACCCCCAGUCAGGCUAAAGCUGCUCCCAAGACUCCUGCUGCAGAGAAGAAAGCACAGAGCUCUGACAGCGACAGCUCAGACUCAGACAGUGAGGAGGAGGCUCCUAAAAAGAAACCUGUGGCGACACCCAAAGCCAAGCCUGUGGCUGCAACUCUGGUCAAGGCAGAAGCAGUGAAAUCCACCCCUAUUAAAAAAACAACAAACAGCUCAGACAGUGACAAUGAUGACACUGAGGAGGAGGCUCCUGUAAAGAAAUCAACACAGACACCGAAAGCUGCUCCUGUAAAACCAGCCAAGGCGUGUCCAGCAGCACCAGUGAAGCCCAAUGUAGUCACCCCCAGUCAGGCUAAAGCUGCUCCCAAGACUCCUGCUCCCAAGACUCCUGCUGCAGAGAAGAAAGCACAGAGCUCUGACAGCGACAGCUCCGACUCAAACAGUGAAGAUGAGUUAUUUAUAAAGAAAUCAACACAGACCCUGAAAGCUGCUGCUUUGAAACAAGCCAAGGCGAUCCCAGCAGCCCCAAUAAAGCCCAGGGUAGUCACCCCCAGUCAGGCUAAAGCUGCUCCCAAGACUCCUGCUGCAGAGAAGAAAGCACAGAGCUCUGACAGCGACAGCUCAGACUCAGACAGUGAGGAGGAGUUAACUGUAAAGAAAUCAACACAGACCCUGAAAGCUGCUGCUUUGAAACAAGCCAAGGCGAUCCCAGCAGCCCCAAUAAAGCCCAGUGUAGUCACCCCCAGUCAGGCUAAAGCUGCUCCCAAGACUCCUGCUGCAGAGAAGAAAGCACAGAGCUCUGACAGUGACAGCUCAGACUCAGACAGUGAGGAGGAAGCUCCUAAGACCAAGCCAGGGGCAGCUGCUCCAGUCAAGGCUGUAGCAGUGAAAUCACCAGAACCAGUGAAGUCCAGCAAACUAGCUAUCACUCCCUCAAAACCAGCAGAGAGCUCAGAGAGUGACAGCACUGAGGAUGACAUUUCUUUCACACAGACUCCUGUUAAAUUCAUAGAGGCAGCUCCCAGUAAGGCCUCGGCUCCCAGUAAGACUCCACCCACCCCCACAGCUCCCAGUAAAGCAGAGAGUUCAGACAGGGACACCUCAGACAGUGAAGAGGAGUUUAUUGUCAAGAAACCUGCACUGACACCCAAAGCUGCUCCUGUGAAAACAGCCAAGGUGCGCCCAGCAGCCUCAGUGAAACCCAGUGUAGUCACCCCCAGUCAGGCUAAAGCUGCUCCCAAGACUCCUGCUGCCAAGACUCCUGCUGCAGGGAAGAAAGCACAGAACUCUGACAGUGACAGCUCAGACUCAGACAGUGAGGAGGCGGCUCCUGUAAAGAAAACCACCCCAGCCUCAACCCCAAGCAAGGCUAAAGCCACUCCUAAGAGCCCAGCUGCAGCUGCUAAGAUGGAGACUGACAGCUCAGACUCCUCUGACAGUGAGGAUGAGGCUCCAGCCAAGCAGGCCCCUGCCAAGCCCACCCCCAGCCCGGCUAAAACCACACCCAAGGCCCCUGCUGCAGCUAAGAAGGCCGACAGCUCGGACAGUGAUGAGUCUGACUCUGAGGAGGGCAAGCCAGCUAAAAAGGUCACUGCUAUCGCCGUAGCCAAACCUUCAACUCCAGUACAGGAGGAGGACAAAGAUUCCUCCGACAGUGAGGAUGAAGAAACACCAUUGAAACCAGAAUCCACACCAUCUGAGACAGCUGUCACUCAAACCCAGGCAACGCCUCCUGCUGGCAAUGAGGGAGGUACAGAGGAACACAGUCCAGCAGAGGUACAUACGGAAGUUGAAGCUGCUCCAGUCAUACCUAAAACUGAAGCAGCAGCUGAGGACAAUAGCAGUGAUGAUCCAACCGAUAUUGAAGGAUCUCCUCCUGAAGUCCCUGAGGUAGACACACCCCCUGCCUCUGGGCCAGAGAGUGCAAAGGAGGAGGAGGUCCCAGAGAGUCCCCAGAAGGUCCUAAAGACAGACACUUCUUCAGAGAAGCCCAAGACAGAGGAUCAGAUAGUGACCUCUACAACAUCAGAGGACAAGAGUGACACCCCUGAACUCCCGUCAGAAGCCCCUGUUACGGCUGCUGAGAUCAGAACUGCUUUAGAAGAGGAAUCAAAGGAGUGUGUUGACCCAGUUAUCCCCAAUUCAGCAUCUGAAGACUUGGAGCCUGAAAAAGUGACCAUUGAGACAGUUGCUGAGACAAUCCCCACAGAGACAGAGGAACCACUCACAGAGGAACCACCCACUGAUACCCCAACACCUGGAUCAAAGAGGAAGAGGAGUAAAGAGACAACGGAAGCAACUCCCAAGAAGAAGAAGAUGAAGAAGAAGAAGAAGAAGAAGGGGGAGGUUGAAGAGAAUGGGCAGCCUGCAGUAGAGGAGGAUUGUGGUGAGUCCAGUCUGGACACAAAGCGGUUGGAGCUGACUCCAUCAGACGAUUCCAAGGUGGAUACCACCCUGGCUUCAGAGUCUGGCUCCACCACUCUUGUUCUGUCAGCAAAGUCCCUCAAGAAAAGGAAAAGAAAGAGGGUGAAGAAAAGAAGAGGGGCGAAGGCCGAGAGGGAGUCACCGGAAGAGGACGAAAAAACAGACUUCGUCCCAAAAAAUAAAAAAAUUAAAAAGAGCAAGAAAAACACAGCAGCCACUCUGACACCACCAACCAACAACCAGACCAAGGAAACUCCAAAGACCACAGCUGCUAAGAGGCCUCUUCCUCCCACCCCUGAACCGGAAGAGCUAGAGACUCCCAAAAAGAAGAAGAAGAAGAAAGUCGCAGAGAAAGGGAGCGCUGUGAAGGAAAAUACAACUCCAGUCAUUGAAAUAAAGAAGAGAAAGAAGAAGGGUGCUAAAGCUGAAAACACUGUGAAAGACUCUGCAAUCUCAACUCCUGAACCGAGCCUUACACCAGAGACCCCAAAAAACAAAAAGAAGAAAAACAAGCUGACAGAGAAAAAGGGGAAAAUGAAAACUGCAUUGAAAACACCAGUAAAAGCCUCAACAGGACCUUUGCCUAACACAGAAGUGACUACGAAAAAUAAGUCCUCCAAAAAGAAAUAAUCCAAUGGUGAAAUUUCAGGAGAUGGUGGAUUUCUUCUCCAGGGAAUGAAGUGGAGCUGCUGACGUCAAUCAGAAGACAAUCACACUGGUGCCUGAGGUUUCAACCAAAAGGGGAAACUGGAGUUCUGGCCUGUAUAUGUACUUAAGGUUCUACACAUGUAUUUUAGGGGAACAUCUGUAUUGUGUUACUAACAACACAAUCUAUGUUUUAACCAUAUAUUCUAUAAGCUUGCUAAACCAGGCAUGUAUUGACAUGAAAAAGGCAAAAUACUCAUACCAUUCUAUUUGAAGUGUUGAAUAAACGGGACACUGAAAUUAACACAUUUGCACAGCCUGAUGGAACGUAAACCCAUCUUCAGUGUAUUUGCCAAGUCUUAACUAAUGAUAAAACAAUCAUUGGGCAUUAAUAUGUCCUUGGUCUAGCAUUGCUGUCAAGGAAAUGUUGUAGGGUGUAGUGCUCUUGCAUGUUGUGGGUUUUAAUUUCUGUUCUUUAAGCUGUGAACACUUCCACAUAAUUGUGUGUAAGGUAAGGGAUUGUUAGGACUCUGGGAACACUUGUAGCAAAUGUCACUCCAAAUACUAUACUCCUCACAAAUCCUGUACUAUGCACCUCACAAAUCCUGUACUAUGCACCUCACAAAUCCUAUUGCUGAGCCCAUAGCCUUGUUUUAGCACUUAUUUUAGACCCAUACACCUAUGCAGAGGAAGGUUCUGGAGGACCAGAGGAGGAUAGCUGAUCUGACUGACUCAGAGAAUUUGCUGAACUCCCAUGUUUACAAACCUGUUUUUCUGUCACAUUCUUGUGAAAACAAACUUUUCUUCCAUUUGUCAUUUCUGAUUGUUCAUCGUUAUCAAUAAAAAUGGUUUAAUCUCUUAA